Sesamum indicum (sesame) is the source of this 1227-nucleotide messenger RNA. RefSeq names its product Double Clp-N motif protein. NCBI's taxonomy places the organism in Eukaryota, Viridiplantae, Streptophyta, Magnoliopsida, Lamiales, Pedaliaceae. The record is from RefSeq and is a predicted model, not a curated record.
UUUUCUGCAACACGGUUUAGUGUAAACUCGGGCGGAUAGAGGAUUGGUUUGGUCUCCGCCUCGGCCUCGGCCUCGGCCUCUCACCACCAAACUCAGCUCUGCCUUUCUCACAAGAGACUUCAGCAUAAUCAGUACUUCGCGCAAGACCAUGCGAAGAACCCCGAAAUCCCUCUCGCACUUCCAUUUGUAGUAAUACGAGGAAAAUCCUACAAGCCCAAAAGAAAAAUUUGAGUUUUGGUUUUUGAAGAGAAGUAUCGGCUUUAAUGGCGGCUCAAGGGUUGUCUGUGUUCCCAAUUACACCAUCUUCUUCAGCCACGAGUCAAUCUUGCAGAAGACCAUUUGAGCAGUGUUUGAGUUUCAAUCUAUCCAAGUCUUUUGUGGGCACGAAGCUAUUGAUUCAGCCGUCUGGUUUCAGUCUGAUUGCUUCGAGACGACGUAGUUCCACUGUAGCCACCGUCUCCUUCAGUCUCCCCACCACGACGACUGAGGGGGUUGCUUCCGACAAGAAGCCCAAAUGGUCGGCGAGGUCGAUAAAGUCGUUUGUUAUGGCUGAGUUGGAGGCUCGGAAGCUCAAGUAUCCCAAUACCGGAACUGAGGCUCUCCUUAUGGGCAUUUUGGUUGAAGGGACCAGUUUGGCAGCAAAGUUUUUGAGGGAAAAUGGUGUUACACUUUUUAAGGUCCGAGAAGAAACUGUGAAGUUGCUAGGAAAAUCUGACUUGUACUUUUUCAGUCCUGAGCAUCCUCCCUUGACCAAACCAGCUCAGAGGGCUCUCAACUGGGCAGUCGAGGAGAAGCUGAAGUCAGGUGAAAGCGGCGAAAUCACAACCACACAUUUGCUUCUUGGAAUUUGGUCGGAAAAGGAGUCUGCCGGGCAUAAGAUAUUGUCUACACUUGGCUUUGACAACGACAAGGCCAAAGAAUUGUCCAAAACCAUGGACAAAGAUAUAAUUUUGAGCUUCAAAUAAUCGACUUCAACAGGUCUGAGCAUCUUGAAAUCUCAUUCAGUUACGUCUUCAAGAGAAAGGAUUCCUACCCGAAUGACAUCACUUUGAGGCUAAUUUCUGCUCAAACUCAUACUCUAGGUUCCUUUCAGUUGUUUCCAUAUACACUUUGGAAGUUUGAUAUUCUUUAAAGAUGACUAGAUUGUACUCGUUUAAAUGCUAAAAGUCUCUGUUACUCUCAGCAUUGUUGUUGCGCUGUUACUAAAUUCGCCUUUGGUUCUGAACU